Molecule: messenger RNA, 2152 nt
Organism: Salvelinus sp. IW2-2015
Lineage: Eukaryota; Metazoa; Chordata; Actinopteri; Salmoniformes; Salmonidae
Product: myb-related transcription factor, partner of profilin
Exons: 5
Coding region: 280-2142 (620 amino acids)
Source: RefSeq, a predicted model, not a curated record
AAGACAGAAGAAGACAUAUGAGGAAGUUUUGCCGCGUUUCUUUGUUUUGGAUCUUCAUGCUCAGUUUUUUUUUGACGUUUCGAUACUUCAGAAACCUUUUAUUUCGCUUACGAAUAACGAGCUAAAUGCAAUUGUAUGAUUCUGUGUUGAUUGAACGCAUUUGAGCUAAUUUAGUAUACAGCGUCUCUGUCGACUAGCUACUGUAGCUAGUUAACGUUAGCUAGCAACACACAGGAGCCUUUCUUGACGUCAGUGCGCUAAGGCUUGCUCAUAUCAUGGAUGGUGAUCAAACCCAGCCAGCCACUCUCCUUUACCGAACCCAAAUCUGAGGGUCCUGAUUGUAAGAGUGAAGCCCAGAGUGAACAGCAGGCUCCAGAGAUGGCAUCGGUGAAGCAGGAAGACUGCAGUCAAACACUGGGACUGAAUGUCAACAUUAAAGAUGAAGUAAAGGAGGAAGAGAUUGAAACAUUUGUGUUUCAUGGGCCGGCUGGAGAGCUCAAAGAAAAGACGGAAGAACACAAAGUCUUACUACUCAAAGAUAAAGGAAAAAGAAAACCGAAAGGAAUGGAGAAGGAAACUGAAAAAAAGAGGCAUCGAUUCACCCCCGGAGAUGAGGAUCUUAUUAUUUCAGGGGUACUUGGGCACUGGGAGGACCUCUUCGGUGCCCAGGCUCACAUUCGCCCGCGGGGGUCGAAGACGGUAACCUGGAACACCAUCGCUAGGACCUUGACCUCGGCUGUGGCGAGAUGUGGUGACGAUGUCCGGAAGAAGUUCAAUCUCAUAAGGAGCCAAGUCAAGCAAAAGGUUUCUUCUAUCCGGACGUUGUCCACCCAGACUGGUGGGGGGGUCAACACCGUGCCGGUGCUGACUGACCUGGAGCAGCAACUUUUCUCCCGAAUGGCAGAGACCGAAGCUGGUGUAGGGCCUGUUGAUUUGGGAUUUGGUCUCUCUCUGGGAGAAAUGUCCAGCUCUGGUCCCCCACCAGCAGCAGAGGGAACUGUGGAGUCAGCUUUACCCUCUGUCACCAUGGAGGAGCUACCCUCCACCUCACCAUCAACACCUUGGCCAGCACCAACAGUGCCACCCCAACCCAUCACCUCCCGUCCUGCACCAGCUCACUCAAUCCACUCUCAAUCAAUGAAUCAAAUGUAUUUUAUAAAGCCCUUUUUACAUCAGCAGAUGUCACAAAGUGCUUUACAGAUACCCAGCCUAAAACCCCAAAUAACAAGCAAUGCAGAUGCACUCUCUGGCACUGCACCCCAACCCAUCACCUCCUGUCCUGCACCAGCUCACUCCAUCCACUCUGGCUUUUCUCCCCAACCCAUCACCUCCUGUCCUGCACCAGCUCACUCCAUCCACUCUGGCUUUUCUCCCCAACCCAUCACCUCCUGUCCUGCACCAGCUCACUCCAUCCACUCUGGCUCUAUACCCCAACCCAUCACGUCUGGCUGGACACCACAGGGCCCCCAAGCCAAUCUGCUCCAACAAAUCCUGGACACACAAACACAACAAAUCCAUGUUACACAGACCGCCCAACACAUCCACCAAGCUCUUUAUGAUUUACUAGAAAAAGCACAUGAAACACAGAAGGCACACCUGGAUGUGGAGAAGAACCGGCUCCAGCUGGAUGGAGAGCGCUUGAGGGUGGAGACAGAGCGCCUGCAGGUGGAGAGGGAGCGCCUCCAGCUGGAGAAGGAUCGCCUGGGGGAAGGGGAGGUGCUUCGGCAGCUCUCUGUCUCCGGGUCAGUCGCCCUAGAACACCAGACGCCUGUGAGUUCAAGAACAGGCAGUGCCUCCCCCACCCUUCCUCUGGGAACACCAUCAGCCUCCAUGUCCAGUCCCCUCACAUUAAUAUCACCUACUGCACCACACUUUGACUUCUUAUUUUCCCCUUUCCCAUUACCGGUAAUCACAACCCAUUCCACCCAGCCAUCACAAACCAGCCCUGCCUACACCUCUCCUACCUUAACCAGCCCUGCCCCAACCUCCCCCACCUUAACCAGCCCUGCCCCAACCUCUCCUACCUUAACCGUUUCUGCCCACUCUCUCAUCCCUCCAAUCUCCGGAUCUGUUAAACGGCGAGUUCAGGAGACAGUCCGGCCUUGGCCUGCACCCACUGCUAAGAAUAAAAAACAUCAAUAAACAAAAUGUA